GCUCUUACUGCGGCACAGCGAACAUACAAUGUCACCUCUGCGCUCGCACCUGGCCAACUUGAAAAGUACAAGUGCUUGACCACCGAAAGAUGGCUCAAGGAUUUUGGCAUCCCCGAGUGCAUGCACGAAUGCACUCGCGAAGCCAACAGCAAAGACGGCUGUGCAUACGACGACUUCGCAUGCCACAACAUCAAUUACCAAGUGUACUCUGAUAUCAUUGAGCCUUGUGCAUUCCCUCCGCAGCUCGGAGGCAGCGGUACCUGCACACUCGAGGAGCUGGGCGCUAUCCGACCCAAGGUCGCCGACGCGGGCAACUUCUUCAAUGCGACACUGUAUGCGGCGUAUGCGGACAAGCACUGCGAAGUGCGACUGAGCAUCUUAAAGACGUUGAAGAUCAUCGCGGAUGAGGCCACGAUUAUA
Paraphaeosphaeria sporulosa is the source of this 420-nucleotide messenger RNA. RefSeq lists its product as uncharacterized. The transcript is spliced from 3 exons. The annotation marks the transcript as partial. The record is from RefSeq and is a predicted model, not a curated record. NCBI's taxonomy places the organism in Eukaryota, Fungi, Ascomycota, Dothideomycetes, Pleosporales, Didymosphaeriaceae.